AAUUUACUUCACUAAAUCUUGCACUUGUCCAAAAACAUGAGUAGAGGUUGCAGCUACGGCGGCGGCCAAAGUUCCUUGGGCUACCUCUUUGGUGCCGAUGAGCAGCCAAGUGCACCGACUGAAACACCACCGAUCCAGCCUCCAUAUGGCACAGAAAUUACCCCAGAGAACCCUCCGUUGCAGUAUAAACCAAGUUCAGAGAAACAGACUGAGAAAAACAUCAUCAACAACUAUCAUAGGGCUAAAGGACAGAAUUCAGGGAACUUCAUCACUUGCUGUAAAAAUUGCAGGAUCGUCCGUCAACGAAAGUUAAAUCAGUUCCUGGUGGAGAUUCCUCUCUGGGUUACCUGUUUGGGGACAACUGAUGCAAUAAUUCCUUCUUACAGGUAUAAGAAUAUUGCUGUAUAAGGAAUUGAAGAUAACAAGAUAAGUGGGGUUUUAAAUACAUCUGCAGUACUUGUGCUAAAUAAGGGGUUCAGUUUUCCCCAUAUCAGUGUCGAAUUUGCCAGGGUUUAAUGUUAAUGUAUGGUAUUUACCAGAAGUUUCUAUAUGGGUGUGAAUUUGUCUUAUGAACUUUGAGUAAUAAUUAAUGAAGUUUGUGUUUUAUAUUAAAUAU
Molecule: messenger RNA, 616 nt
Organism: Hibiscus syriacus
Lineage: Eukaryota; Viridiplantae; Streptophyta; Magnoliopsida; Malvales; Malvaceae
Product: protein SPIRAL1-like 5
Exons: 2
Coding region: 37-408 (123 amino acids)
Biological process (GO): cortical microtubule organization
Cellular component (GO): cortical microtubule, transverse to long axis
Source: RefSeq, a predicted model, not a curated record